CUCACGUCGCUUCGGUCUCGCGGAUUGUAUGUCCGCACCUCUCCUCUCCGCGACGUACGAACCCGAACCCCACCGGUACAACUUAAGCGUGCCGCGUCCGACGCGUUUAUAAAAACAUAUCCCUUACUAGUAUUAUUCUCUUAACUCCCCUACCGUACCUGCUUUUCGUCGUAAGUAAGGCUCUUCUCGGUAUUUAGGAAUUUUAAAACUUUCUUAGUGUUGUAGUUUUAAGACUUUUCACGUGGCUUGGUGCGAUUGAACUUUGAAGGUCGAUGCGAUAACGGAUUGUCCGGAUUGAAGACGGUUAGUGUCACGCCGGUCCUGCAGACGAUUCCGUUGCACUUUCGCGAUUCAGAUUGGAUUUCAUCUUGGAUCCUGUUGAAGGUUUCUUGGUACCUUCUACCGUAACCAUCGUUUGAGAUACUUAUUUGGAUAAGGUGCAUCGUAGGAUCUACGCCUUCUAACAUCUUACCCUGCCUGCAGUGCGUGCCAAGAGCCCCAGAGUCCCAGCAUUAUAGAUUGAGUGGAGUGUCCCCUGUGUCCGCCCACACGUAGUCCCGUACGCAGCCAAAAUUCCGCGAGACACUUCGGACACCUCCUCCAGCAUGGAACUGGAGAAAGCCCCCAACCUCCACGAGGAAGACUCCAAAGUUACCCUCACUAUCAGACUGAUUAUGCAGGGGAAGGAAGUCGGCAGUAUUAUUGGAAAGAAAGGAGAGAUUGUUAAAAGAUUUAGGGAAGAGUCUGGAGCCAAAAUCAACAUAUCUGAUGGAUCAUGCCCAGAGCGCAUUGUCACAGUCACCGGCAACACUAGCGCCAUUUUUAAAGCCUUCACACUCAUUUGCAAGAAAUUCGAAGAGUGGUGCUCUCAGUUCAAUGAAAGCGGCGGCGGCGGGUCGCGGUCACCCAUCACUCUGCGGCUCAUCGUUCCGGCCUCACAGUGCGGCUCGCUCAUCGGCAAGGGCGGCUCCAAGAUCAAGGAGAUCCGUGACGUCACUGGAGCCAAUAUACAGGUGGCGAGCGAAAUGUUGCCAAACUCCACAGAGAGGGCGGUGACGAUCAGCGGCACAUGCGACGCAAUUACACAAUGCAUUUAUCACAUCUGUUGUGUCAUGCUAGAGAGCCCACCGAAAGGAGCCACGAUCCCAUACAGGCCGAAACCAAACGUAGCGGGCCCGGUCAUCCUAGCCGGCGGCCAGGCUUACACCAUCCAGGGCAAUUACGCCGUGCCAGCGCAAGAUAUGGGUGGGCUAGCUAAAUCGCCAUUGGCUGGACUUGCGGCGCUAGGACUUGGAGGCUUGGGACCAGCAAACACUGGUGGACUUAACCCAGCAGCGGCCCUCGCUGCGCUGGCCGGCUCACAGCUGCGCACGUCCAACCAGUCGCGUAACCAGCCCGCUACCAACCAGCAGUCGCACGAAAUGACCGUGCCCAAUGAGCUCAUCGGCUGCAUCAUUGGAAAGGGUGGCACCAAAAUCGCUGAGAUCCGUCAAAUAUCUGGCGCGAUGAUCCGGAUAUCGAACUGCGAGGAGCGGGAGGGCGGUAGCACUGACCGCACCAUCACCAUUUCUGGCAACCCUGACUCCGUCGCGCUCGCCCAGUAUCUCAUCAACAUGAGGAUCACGAUGGAGACUGCAGGGCUGCCGCUGCCGGGCUACCACUACAUCGCGCCCAACCACAUCGUGAAGGCGCCGAUCCAUUGAAUGGGGCUCCGCGGCCAGACUUCCGGCGUUGCGUUCAAAGUCACCGAACGAGCAUACUUCGUACAGCCGCAAUACGGGACUCUGGCUCCGAUAUAUUUCUUCAAGUGAAUAUCGAGACCAAACAAUCUCUACGAGAUGGGAAGCAAACACUAGAUAUCGUGCUGAGCGUAUGUUUACAUUUGUUACGAGUUUAUAAGUAUUUUAGAUAUUCUUAUAUUUAUUCUCCACUGUAUUUAAUUAAUUGGGAUAGGAAUAAUGUGGCAUAAGAUGAAUCUUGGGAAUUUGAGAACUGAAUAUGUUAUUUCGGAGAAAUUAAUGGCAAAGGUUUAAAACGACUGACAAUUUAAAAUUUUCUAUAAAUCUGUGUGCGGUGAACGUGUGUCGGUUACGUGGACGAUUAUUGUGAAUGGCUGCGUUGUGGCUGAGGUUGGUUUCGUGUCGUUCACCGCCCCCGGGUUUGUGAAUUAUAACAAAGUAUGCAACAGGAGAUAGCUAAGCUGAUCGAAUUUACUAUGGAUUUAAGCGGUCGAGUUAUUCAAUUAUCAAUUGGAUUUGUUUUCCACGGAGAUCAGUAAUGACCAGACAGAAAUGUUCAAAAUAAGAUAGUCGAGAGUCGGCGUAUAGGUAGGUGUAGAUGCGUUACAAUCGACCUCGGAACCGCUGACGUAGCGUAGUGUUAGAUUAGCGAACAGAGUGAGAGGGUUAAAGACAAUAUUUGUAAAUAAAUAAUCGUAAUAACCUGGAAAAUUAGGUAUUACAGUAAUAGUUGCGUCGGACGACGCGGCGAUACGAAACCGAUGGGAUCAAAUCCUUUAAGAAUCUUACAUUAAAAGCGGAGACAGAUGAGAAGAGAACAUUUCAGUAUAUCAUUUACAAUCGUCUAAUAUCACACAAAAGACGUUAGGUAUAUAAAAAUAGUGUUGCUAAAUGUGAUAGUCCUCUAUAAUUUAUUUUACAUUUGAACUAUAAGAUCUCUAACAUACAUUAUACACAAUGUGUACAUCGGCUACUGAAAAUUUUAAGUCGAGUAAAUAAUAUUGGUCUAGGGAUCAAAGCCAAAGAUUGUUGAAGUUUGUUUAACACUAAUAAUGUUGUGGAUUUAUGCUAAAUUAUUCUGAGAGUAGUUAAUGUUUAGUGAUGUAACGUAGAACAGUUUGUUUGAAUUAUUUUAUUACCCUCUCCAGACUGCUCAUUGUAUUUUUAGUCUUAGAUCAAAAUAUAGAUAGUCCUGUGGUAAUCUAAAUAUUUCCAAAAAAAACUUAAAAAAACAUAGGUUAACGUAGAAUAAGAUAACUCUAGGACCACUGUAUUAAAUGCUUUCCAGAAAACAAUAUUUGCUUGGAGAAAACCAGUGCCACGAUUACUAACAACUGUGCCAAAACGGUUCACUUUCUAUAUCGUAACAAUAAGGCGUAUUAUUUUAUGCGGUAUAUUAAAUGUCAUUUACUUGUAUAAUAAUAAUGGUGUCAAAUAAUAACUCGCAAGCGUACUUGCGAGCUAUAAUAAUAGUGAAGUAAUCCACUUAUUUAUUAUUAAUUUUGCACCCUAGAUGUAAGAAUCACAACUAGAAUUACAAAUUAUUCUCGGAACAUAUCCCUAUUACAUAUUUUCCCCAAGUCUUCCCUUUCUAAUCUUAUUAAUGAUUAUUAAAGAUUAAAUGAUGAUUGUGCCAAAGUUGUGUCUAAAUUUAUGCAUGGAUUUGAUAAGGCAGCAUGGUAUUUGUUUGAAGUAUUAUUUUAUAGACAUUGUCGAAUUAUGCUAGUCAAAUUGUUCUGAAAAAUAAAAGACAAAUAAUGAAAUUUUACAAUUAUAUAAUUAUGCUAGUCAAAAUUUAUUUCAAUCGGUAUGUUUACGUUUUGUACAAAAGUUAGAAAGUUUAUUUAUUUUUGUUCGUAUGUGUCAAAGUUUUAACUAUUUUAUGUGGUCUCGCUAAAUUAAAAUUAGCAAUAAAUUUUGAUAAAAUCAAUUAUUUAUAGUAUAAUAAAUUGCAAUUAAGACAAUGUAUAGAGCUUUUGUAAAUUAAGUACCACACAGGUAUAAAUAGAGUUAAUCUAUAGGAGUAAAGAGAAAUUUGAGUAGUAGCUCGUUACUAAAGAGAAGAGAGUUCAUAGCUGUGAUUAAAGUUGGGAGGGCACUUUUGUGCUAUUGCUACGUCGGAUAGUUGCGAGCGGCGCGUAGGAUAGUGCACGCUUCGUAGGCGGCGCGCACGCGGGGCGCGCACGUGAUACGUCGGGAUAGCGAUUUAUAUUUUGUAUUGCAUGCAAAAGGCAAUUGUAACGCAAAUACUGUCUCUAAUGAGUAUUAGUUUAUUGGUGUUGUCAAUGAAUAUUAAAUUUAGUACAAUGCAAUUUUAAUAUUAGUGAAUAAAAUACGUUUAUUUGUCACGUGUAGGUGUUAUGUUCGGUUAUAAUAUUAAUCAGCAAUCAUUAUUAUAAUAAUCUUUAUUAUACUCAUAUUUAGUAGUUAUUAUGAUUCAAUAUUGUUAAUGUUAUUUUGAUUUGCUCAAUUUUCUGAAUGUUUACGUAAGCUAGGCUUUUAAAAUGUUUAGUUUGUUUUGUUGAUCUAUUAGAGUUGGAUAUAUUGAUAUCUGCGCAUCGUGUGCUUUUUCUUUUAUUAGGAAAUACAAUUAUUUUUGUGACAACAACAGUCGAGCUGUCAAUUUAAUGUUUAUACGGUGUGACGGUACGCAAUAUUUGGAUGCUUUGUUAAUAAUUACUUUGAUUACUGAUGUACCUUGUAGUGUUAAAGUAAUUCGUAACUAUAAAAUUGGCAGAAACUUUUCAAACCGUUUCAAUAGCGUCAAGUCCAAGUAUGGUUUGUCGUUAUUCUGUUACUUUCUUCUUCUCUUCUUUCACUAGUUUCCUUCAACAUUGGAUGCGCUUAAACGUAGAGACACUACACUUUAAUGUCGGUGCCUUUUGUUUAUAGAUUUCGCUGUUUCUUUAAUCAGUAAGAUAUGUGUAUGUUUAUUCAGCGUUAUAACUUACUUAUAUUUAGCCUUUAUUGACAGGGUCUGACUGCGUUGUAUAAUAGUGUAAUUAUUAAAUUCAAUUUAGCAAAUAUUAAUGAAUGUAAUAGGAAAUUUGUUUUCUUUAGAAUUUUCGUGUUAGCACCUGAAUUUAAUAUCUAUCUUAAUGCACUAUUUUGGAAUAUCCCUCUUUGAACUAAUGGCUAGUAUGAGAUCAAACGAACAUCAAAGCAUCUGGGUUUCAUUGCUCUCAACCUAUAAGAUUGUGAAAUAUACGAAAAAUUUUAAACGCGCAUGGUGAAUAAAUGAUAUUUUGCUAUCUUCGUAAUUAUAUCUACAUAAUAUAUUCACAUACAGGUUCGAGACGAAUGGGUAAAAAGGGUUGUGUAAUUUGUUAUGCAUAUACAAUAUUCAAAAAUAUAUUUGCUUAUCAGUCCCACUAAGCACACUAAAAGUAUAUUAGAACUACGAGACGUUCAUCCUUAAUCAUAAUGCCGUAGUACCAGGGUAAAUACGAUAUUAUUUCACAAUUAGUUAUCACAAUUAUACCUAUAGUUCAAAUCAAUGUAUUCUGAACGCUUAUAAAAUUGAGUAUAUUUUAAACUGUUCAAAACUAUAAGCUGAAAUAACAAUAAAACUCGUAUUAAUUAUCAAAUUAUAUCAUUAUUCUAUCACAUAUUAUAAAAUAACAAUGUAAAACUAAAUUUCUUAAAAUGUUAUGGCAUUAUUACGCGUAUAAUAAGCGGCUAUGCCAUCACAAUUCGUGGGUAUAAUAUAAUGAGAUGACUUUGAUCUGAAUAUAAUUCUCAUUUUGGUUUUCAUUAUAUCAUUUUAGUGUUAAUGUAAUAUUAAUUAUUGACUGAGUAUAGUUAAGAAUAAGGAAUAUCAAAAAUACAACCAAAUCUCAGGUGUUUCACUGCUGCAAUUUCAAUAAGCAUUUAAUUUUUUAUUCAUGAUCAUUACAAAGUGUCUAAUAAAAAUAAUGUUUCUACUUUUAUCACAAGUAAAAAAAUAAGCACUUUACUUAUAAAUGUUGUUUAACAAUAACAAAAUGUAUAAAAUAUAUCAAAAAUCUAUUGCACUUCUCCAUUCACGAAAGGGGAUCGAUAGGAACAUCCGCCUACUUCAUGUCAUGCACAUAAACAUCGGUUAUAAGUAAAGCAUUCGCAUCAAUGUUUUCACCGUACUUCACGAGAAUACAUUAACGUUUUGCGAAAUAAAACGCAAGGACGGACUUACGCUAAAAUAUCUAGUUUAAAAUAGCGUAAUUAUGUUUACACAGGUUCGAUGUUUCGGAGGACCGAAUAUUUAAAUUGUGAAGGAAAGACUUGAAGAAUUGAUAUUUGGAAUAAGGGCUUCUUCAAAUUAAAUAGGUGUCACUGUACUAGUGCGGCUGACGCGCUUCUCUGUGACGCUUUUGAAUUUUUUAUGAAGUUUGGUCUCAGAAUUUGGUUAUGCCCAUGUAUUCUGUGCAUGUGUGAUACAGUGGCAUCGUGAUAUUGUAUGAAAAUUGGCGCCACUUGCAAUUGGCAGUGUUGCCACUACAGUCUCUUCGCGCCAUUUAAUUUGAAGGCGCCCUAUAUAAGCAAAGAAACUAGUAGAUAGCUAAGAUAAUAUUAUGGUUUGGUCCUUUUUAUGUAGCUGUUCAUACAUCAGGCCUGUGUAAAUCAGUCAUAAGUACUCGUACAUAAACAUAAAUCAUAUCACUUUCCACAUUACAAGUUAGAUGUUCGCCAUAUCUUUCAAUUAUCAGUGUAAUUUUCAACAUAUCUAAUCGUUUUGUGAAUUGAAUUGAUUAAUGUUAAUGAAUUAUAAAUGUUGUACUUACGGUUACAGAAUACUGUCAUUGUAGUCCAGUCAAUAAAGCAUUAUAGAUGGAAAUCC
Messenger RNA from Ostrinia nubilalis (European corn borer), 6555 nucleotides. It is a transcript of the gene mub, whose product is annotated as poly(rC)-binding protein 3. Bases 606 to 1703 code for a protein of 365 amino acids. Gene Ontology annotation, biological process: regulation of gene expression; regulation of RNA metabolic process. Lineage: Eukaryota; Metazoa; Arthropoda; Insecta; Lepidoptera; Crambidae. The transcript is spliced from 14 exons. Gene Ontology annotation, cellular component: nucleus; cytoplasm. The record is from RefSeq and is a predicted model, not a curated record. Gene Ontology annotation, molecular function: mRNA binding.